This is a messenger RNA of Chaetomium fimeti, 521 nucleotides long. RefSeq lists its product as uncharacterized. Bases 24 to 422 code for a protein of 132 amino acids. NCBI's taxonomy places the organism in Eukaryota, Fungi, Ascomycota, Sordariomycetes, Sordariales, Chaetomiaceae. The record is from RefSeq and is a predicted model, not a curated record. The transcript has a single exon.
UCACAGGAAGCCACCUAGCCAUCAUGAUCGCACUGACUAAUAACAACAGUGAUCUACCGCUCCAAGCCAAGGAAUUGCCCCAGAGAAGACCCGAGGGGCCCAUGACAGCUCAUCAGAGAAACAACAAUUCGCCCGCCGGGUCGACAGCGGCUCCAAAGAAGAUGCUGGCGAGUCAGGGCAAGCAAGGAGGGCAGUCGGCCAACCCCGAGGAACGUGCAGCCAGGCUGUCGGGUCCUCCAAGGGGGGUUAAGCAGCGCAAGACGCCAGAGAGUGGUAUGGACGCCAACUGGGAGUUGCUUGACAACCCGAACGACCCGGUUCUUGCAGAGAAAAGGAGGAAGGAGAACGAAGCGAUGAACAAGCUUAUCGAUGAUCUAGACGAUCAGUUUGCGAUGGAUGCGGCCGGCAGGUGGAAACGGUAACUGCGAGGAGCCGAUGAUUUCGAUGUACGCCGUGUUUGUCUGGCACGGGCGAGAGGAGGAGGUCGUCACGGUCUCGGUGACCCUUUCAGGUUACGGUCU